CGCUGUGGUCGUCAAGAUCAAGAAGGAGCUCGCCAGCAUCGAGCGCAGGCUCCUCCGGGGCAGGGACGCGGAGGCCCGCGCCCUCGACGCGCUCAGCGCCUGCGACCCGCUGGCCGUGGCGCUCUCCUCCGUGGCGCGCUCCUGCGAGCGGGCGCGCUGGCUGUGCCCGCCCUGCAGGCUGAGGCCGGCGAUACUUCUGCGGGCGCUCCAGGCCGUGCCGCUCCACCCGAGCGCCGUGCGCGCGGAGAAGGGGCUGGGCCCCAAGCCGGACCCAGGUGCUGACGUGGAAUGGACCUUCGCCGCGCUGUCGAAGGCGGUCCGCUCGCUCUGGCGCCACGGGCACGCCGGCUUGCCCGAACACGCCGUGCUUGCGGCGGCGGUGCAGCUGGCGGUUGGCGCCGCCGUGCCACACACCGCGGUGCAGGAGAUGUUCGCCGCGUGGCUGCUCAGCUUCCCUGGCAUCGACGGCACGCCGGACCAUCCGCAGCAGGACCCGGGCGCCGCCGAUGGUGGCGAUGGGCGCGCCGGCCGCACGCCGGGCAGUCUGGAGGGCGACGCGCAGCUCGGCAGCAUGUGGGACGGCCACCCAGCCAGGGCCGUCUUCGCGCGCCGCGUGCAGGCGGCCGCCGGGUCCCUGCGCGUCCUCGCCAGCGCCGCGCGGGCCGCGAGCUGCGGCUCGCACGGGGAGGACAACGGCGACCACCUCGGCCCGCUCCCUUUGGCCCGCGGCGCGGUGGCGCCGCCGCGGCCAGGAGGGGUCGCGCUGCCCCUGGCGCGCGAGAUCAGCGGUCGGAGCGAGGGCAGCGUGGCGCACAUGGGCUCCUUCCAGCAGCGGGCGGACUCCAUCCUCGUGG
Prorocentrum cordatum is the source of this 854-nucleotide messenger RNA. Lineage: Eukaryota; Dinophyceae; Prorocentrales; Prorocentraceae. The record is from the annotation of a GenBank genome assembly.